CACACGUGGCCCCAAUCCUUAAUUCAGUGGCGCGCUGACACAACUGCCAAAUUGGUUACCGAAGUCAGUGUUCGUACGCUAGUAUAUUCUUAAGUAUAACUUGGUGCAAAGUUAGUGAAUAUUGUGAAUUAAAUGUAAAAUCGGUCCUUGGAAAUGUUAUUGCACGAUUUGUCUAAUGGGAUUAAACAAAACUUCGUCCAGAUUCAUGUUAAGGUUUAGGUUAAUCUGCCCACCAAAACUUGCUCAGUUCCGUAUUUUUAAACAUUGUUUUCUGUUGUUGUGUAACGUGAGAAUAAAAUGUCAAAACGCUAUGGAAAAAAUCGUGACAACGAUUCUCCCAGUUUUUCUAAAAGAGCCAAACUGGAUGUAACCAUCGCUUCUUCUCAACAAAGUUCUAGAGUUAAUAGACCUCCAUCAACAUCUAAAAAUGAUACAGACAAUGAUCUAUGGGGGGCCGAUUUUAAUGAUGCGGAUAUCGAAGAAAUGGAUAUCAUUGCUUCUCAAGCUAGCUCAGAGAAUUUGCAGAAUCGAGAUCCAAACGAAAUAAUAGCACCUAAAAUACCAUUACAAUCCUCAAAGCCAUCGACGAGUUCGUAUUUUGAAUCAAAACCAUCUACUAGUCGUUCAAAUGUCACAGGCAAUUCACUACCGAAGAAAUUUGAACCUAAAAUUCCCUCCAAGAUAUCCUUACAGCAGAAGGAUUCCAAUCCCGCAAAUCAUUGGUACAACAGUGAAGAAAAAACACGUACAUCUUGGAGCAAUCAAAGGCUGCAUCCAUCCUCCCAAAAAAUCUCGUCAUCGGAAAAUCAAAGGGAAGUUUUUAAGGAUGACAAGAGCAUUUUGUUCGAUGAUUUUCAAGAUAAUUUACUGAAAAUUCAUAGUCACAACUCGACUUUCCAGUCACAAACUGCGAAAAAAGAUCCACUUGCAAAUAAUGGGUCUAGAGUUACAAAUAAACCUGGUGAUAAUGCUGCUAUAAAUAUUUCAGAUGAUUCUAUUCUAAGACAAAUAGAAAAACUGAAAUUAGAAAACCAGAAACUUUUGGAUAAUUACAUUACAAAAGAAGGUGAAACAGCGUUUCUCCGUAACCAGUUACAACAGACACAAAGCAGAGCUGAACAUGAUAAAAUUGACAAGGCUCGACAAAUCGAAGAACAAGCAAAUCAAUACAGAUGUGAAAUUAAUGUUGCCAUCAAAAGAGAAGAGACUUUACGAACCCAAUUAGAAUUCCAGAACUUGCAGUUAAACAAUUUAAAGGAGCGGUGUACGCUGUUAGAAUCAGGUUCUAUCAAGUUAAUGCAACCACACACUGCUCAGUUAGAUCCGAAUAUUAAUAGAAACAGAUUAAAUACAACAUUAAACAGACUAUCAUCAUCAGUAAAGACAGUACGUGUCACAGACAGUGGCGUACAAACCACAAUCUUUGAUCUGAGAAAUGCCCAUAGACUCAAAAAAUCUGUAGAAACUUACCCACUCAGCAUAAUUCCGCAAUCAAUCUUUGCACCAUCGCGUACUGAACCCCCGGUAGUUGAAAUUCAGUUGAUUGAAAAAGUUGGAACAAAAAACUUACCAAUUCUACAAGAAGAGGAGAACAUCAGGAUAUUCGAAAAUCCUGACUUGGUGAAACCGAUAGUCACAAUAGUGAACGAUCAGAAGUUGAACAUAGAGUUUUGUUUACCUGAUGUAGCUGCUCUAAUGAGAAAAACUGAGAUUGAAAUCAAUGCUCAGAAUAUGCUUCCUACGAUCAAUAAGCUUGUAGCUGUAGCCAGAGAAUUGUUACUUAAUACCACGCUGGUCUUGCAGAGGAUUUCUAAAGCUAUGAGAAAUGAUGAUGUGAGAGAUAUGAAUGAUGUGUACUUUUCUGACUUUUACAAAUUACAUGUGGAUUCAAGUAAAUCAAUUUGCGACUCAAAUGCAUGGCACGAUAGGGAACGAGGUAUCGAGGCGAUGCGAUCGAUAGCCAUUUUAUCUUAUACUGCUCCAGCAUCUAUUUACUUGCGUCAAUAUGUAAUAGGUAAAAUACCAUUGAAUGUUCACAAUGAUUCCAAUUACGAUAAUUAUAUUAAACAAAUGUCGAGCUAUAAGAACUGGCCAAAAAAGGGUUGUGAAUUUGAAAUGCUAGAACUACUCCUAGAAUUCGUCACUACAGUUGGUUACGUGAGAAGAUCACAUCAAUUUAGUGGUCUCAUAGUAGCUAUCACGAGGCUUUUGGUCAAUAUAAAAGAAACAAUCGUCCACAGCAAGAAAGGAAUUGAAUAUGUGUUCAACAUUUUUAAGGAAAUAGUUUUUGCACGGCCUUUGUUGGUUUGUUACACUCAUGUAACUGAGCUUCUAAUGAUAUUCUGUCAAUGUGCCGAGUUUUCUGAAAAACUAUGCGUUGGUAAAAAAAAAAUGGCUAUCAGUGUUUGGAAAGACGAUUUGCAUUUUACUUCAGAUGCCUGUGUCAUGCAAAUAUAUAUAGGACAAUUAGAGUUCUUCCAGCCUGAUUCCAUUACAAUAGUUAACAUUGCCCACUCGUUGGUAUGUUGUGUAUUGAAUAUUUUGUCAAUGAACAAUAUACCGUGGGUCACUCAACCAGGUCAUGGGUGUAAAUGUUCCAUGAAAUUGUUUGGUCUCACCCUAAACUUUUUGUACAAAUGCUCAAAAGUAAAUUUUGACAAACCGGUACAGAAAAAAAACUCUGAAUGUACAACUGGACUCAAGGAAUCAAGAAAUGGAUUUUAUUUAAGUAAUGACACUACGCAAGUGGUAUCUCAAAACCCUGCAGGCUAUUCAAGAACGAUAUGUGCUAACCUAGAGCACAUCGACCAAAAUACUAAGGUGCAGUCAAAACACAAGCAACUCCUUACGAUCAGGAAAGGUAUAAUGUUCCUAUGUUACUUGUCUACCCGAGAUCCAGAUUUCAUUAUCCGACUCACAGACAUUGAGGAUUCUUUCAACUUAUUCAUCCAUCAAAUAGACUCGUAUGAUAAUUUGGAGCUCAAUGAAACAGAGAAAGCCGCUUUGAGCAGUGUGAAAUCAACGUUUGUCUUUGACAAGACUACAACGUUUGAAGGACGACAUUCCAGAUCUCAAAGUAGCUCCAUUUUCAAAACUCAUUUCGACUUGAACGAAAGAGUAAAUGGACCAUCCAGGCAUCAGAUUGUAAAAUUAUGUGAUAAUAGAACAUUGGGUAACCAGAAGUUACCUAAAGAACGUUCAUGGUUAUCAGGAUUUAUUUCCAAAAAAAAACGUCGGGAGACCUCAAUUCCUGAUUACAGGCAACAUGGAAAAUAGAGUACCUGAUUGAUGUAUGUAGUAAGUAAUGUUCUGAUUAAGCAUAACAAAAAGUUUAUUACCAGUGUUAUUCAGUCUGUUUUUCGUUAUUUUUCAAGGUAUCAUUAUCUAAUAAGUAAGCUAAUCUUUCCCGAUAAAAUCAUGGCAUCCUUCGUUUUUCCAUUAGACGGUUAAUAAUAUAGGAAGAUUUUACCUAUAUGGUACUCGCCCUAUAAGGCCUAUUUUCUCCCACAUUAUUUAAUAAACCGCCGCCCCCAAUGUAGGAAUAAUGAGAUUUUUUUAAAAAGUAAUAAAUGAGUCACAAUCUUCAGAAAAAGAGGAGGUAACGAUAAAAUUGUAAAAAAUUAUAUUUAUACAAAAAAUAAACAAUAGUAAUUACAAUAUUUUUUAUAGAUCAGUGGCAUUUAUUUACAUUGAAUAUCAAUAAACUGAAUUUUAUUGUUAUUGAUUAA
Molecule: messenger RNA, 3728 nt
Organism: Athalia rosae (coleseed sawfly)
Lineage: Eukaryota; Metazoa; Arthropoda; Insecta; Hymenoptera; Athaliidae
Gene: mus304
Exons: 12
Coding region: 298-3276 (992 amino acids)
Biological process (GO): DNA damage checkpoint signaling; DNA repair
Source: RefSeq, a predicted model, not a curated record